Magnolia sinica is the source of this 1273-nucleotide messenger RNA. RefSeq lists its product as uncharacterized. NCBI's taxonomy places the organism in Eukaryota, Viridiplantae, Streptophyta, Magnoliopsida, Magnoliales, Magnoliaceae. The transcript has 3 exons. The coding region runs from base 250 to 1218 and encodes 322 amino acids. The record is from RefSeq and is a predicted model, not a curated record.
UCAAAGUUUCUCUCUUUGUUUUCUGCAAACCCGCCGUUGAAAUCAUUGUGCCAUUCUGCUCAUCUCAAGGCAAGAAGCCCAAGUUUGAAUUUUUCAAAGCAAGAAGUUGAAAUUCUUCCAUCUUCAUCAACAAUCUUCGAUCGUUCUCAUCUGAAGGUAUUUUUGAUGUGAGGUCCUUUUGAGAGUUGAAUGAAGGUGAUGGUUUCUCUCCCUGUCUAGACAUAACAAUCUUCAAAGUUGAUACGAAACAUGGCUGAAGUUGAUAUUGAUGUUGGGAGAAAGCGGCGGUUACCACUAUGGAUGCUGCAAGUAACUACCACUGAUGAAAUAAGAACGUUGGGAAACAAAGAUGAAAGUCACACAUCAGAAAAAGAGCAAUCAUUAUCUCAAGCCACCUCCCAGCCCAAGGCAAAACCUGCCAAAAGGCUUGGAAAGCAGAUCCUUAAUAACAACGACAAGGAAGCUUUGGAGGUGGACUCAAGCUCACUUGUUAGAUGUGAAAACAGGGAAAGAACACGGAAAUCAAGGAGGCGAGGUGUAGGUCCCAACAAUUCCAUCACCAGCUCUAAUGAAGCUGAUGUACCUAUGAAGAAAUCCAGGACAGUAUGUGGUGGAGACAAGAGAAGUGUUCGGAAACGAGCUGCCCCAAAGAAGAAAAAACUGAAGGGUUGUGGACCUGAAAGUAGUGAUGAGAUUGAGACCACAUCACCAACUGAAGGAGGCGAGGAUGGAAUAGAUCUGACAAUGGAAGAUCUGUUGAGCAUGGCUGAAGAGUGUGUAAAAGCCGACAAGGAUAAAGAAUGUCAACAGGCAGCAACAACAGAACCCAAAUCAAAAACCCAACUCCAGAGCACGUCUAUCUUCUCCAAAAAUGAGUCCGUUGGUUCUCUCCAAGCCAUUGGUAGCAUCCAACAGAUACCCAGUUCCGAUUUAAACAAGACCAGAGAAACAGAGAAAUUUAACUCAGUAAGUGAAGGCGCCAUGAUCAAUACUAGCAGAACGGGUGAUCCUGCUCAAGAUAUGUUGGAUCUCUUUCUGGGUCCCUUGCUCAAGAAACCUCGAUCUGAGGACAGGAAGGUUGAACUAAUUAUGGAGGACAUGAGCUUAGCCUGUGACUUGAGUAAACACAUCAAGAGCCAGGUCCCAGUCAAAGAAUCAGCACCCAUGAUGAAGAAGAAAAGCAGCCUUAAAGACAAGGUGGCCAUGUUUCUUGACUGAAAACGUUGUCCAAAUUCAGUUACUCAGGCUCACGUCACAAAUCCAUCCUGGCGAA